Messenger RNA from Cloeon dipterum, 3450 nucleotides. Its product is annotated as rho guanine nucleotide exchange factor 26-like. The transcript is spliced from 19 exons. The record is from RefSeq and is a predicted model, not a curated record. The coding region runs from base 161 to 3319 and encodes 1052 amino acids. Gene Ontology annotation, biological process: activation of GTPase activity. NCBI's taxonomy places the organism in Eukaryota, Metazoa, Arthropoda, Insecta, Ephemeroptera, Baetidae. Gene Ontology annotation, molecular function: guanyl-nucleotide exchange factor activity; protein binding.
AACUGCAAGAGUAAACUUUACGUCACUCGGAUCGUGCUGCUCUCCAUUCUAUUGGGAGCCCAGUUGGACUUGACUCCAUCAAGCAAAAGGAUGGUGAGCAUUAUGCAUCGAAAGAUGGCCAGUUUCGGCCUAUUCGCGGUUUGAGCCGUGCUGACCCAUCAUGCUGACCAAAAGCAGCUGGCUUGAGGUCACGGACUCGACCCAUAGAAACACCAGGGUCUGCUGGUGCGUCCUUGAUAAUGGAGUCCUCUGGUUCUAUCAGAAGCCAGGGUCGUUGGAGGGAAGGGACUGUCUGCCGUUGCACGACGCGGUGGUGGGCGACUGCGACCCUGCGACGCACCUGCAACUGGCCGUCAGGUGCCGCCGGUCAGGCCGGGUGGUUGCGCUGAAGGCCUCGUCCAAGGAGGACUACACGUCCUGGCUGACCAUCCUGAGCCAGGUGGCCAGGGAGUGGAGCGACAAGCGCAGGGCCAGCAUCCUCAACAAACAGCUUAUGGCCAUUGCUCUUGACAAGGAACGGAGUGGCAGCAAUGAACAAACACAUCAAGAGCUUUCAGAGGAAAUUAUGAAAUUCGCUCCCCGUCGAAAGAGCGAAGUGAUCACUCACGACGUAUCAAGCGAUGUUUACGAGCAAAAAGAUGUGCAAGAAUCACAAAUACGGCGCAAAACCUUAAAGGAGAUUGUAGAGUCAAUCGAGGAUUUGACUCAAUUGAGAUGGGCCAAAUUGAUCGAGGUGAAGCGAAGUGGCCUUUUAGGUUUACUAACAGAGGAACAAAUCGCGUUGGAGGAAUUAAAAUUCGCUGCCCUUAUUGAAGAAUUCAGAUUCCAUCAGGAGCUGAGAGCAUUGAUUCGCUUGGCCACGCGGGCAGUCAGCUGGGUAGACCCUUUUGUCCCUCCUUACCACAAACGAGCUAUCGUAAAUAGCUUGCACAAAGUGAGAAACAGCUCAGCUGUUGUUCUGCGAAUGGCUGAAAGACACUGGAGUCAAAAGGUUACCUUGCAGAACGCAAUUUUUACCCUCUUAGGCCAAGAGGCCAGGGUCGCUGCUUGGCAGCAAACCUACACUGAGUAUUGCUCGCAUUUGUCUGAGCUGCGAUCAAUAUUCAAUCGAUCUUGGAUAUAUAAACCAGAAAUGGAGCAUCUGACGUACAGUAAGAAAUACAAUUUGGAACUGGCCCUUGUACCACUGCAACAUCUCACAUCCCAACGACAAAUGAUUCAGACCAUUUUCGAAUUGCUGCCGCCUGGUUCGCCAGAGGUUUCCUCUGCUAGAAGCACAAGAGAUUUUUUAAAUGAGAUUUUAGAUAGUUGCUAUCACGAAAUGACAGAUUUGGAUGGCUCGGAAUACGUCGCGGAUAUGGACAACGCCUUGCAUUUCGACUUGUCCAAAAUCAACCCCCUCGCCCCAGGCCCGAAGCUCCUACCUCGCAAUCCCCAAUUAAUUAGACCACCAACUGUUCAAUACGAUGAUAUUUAUGAGAACAACAACCAAGAAGCAGUCUUGAGAAAAAUGUCUAAAGUAAAGAGCAGACCGAGUGCCAUUUUUGGAGCCUUGACCAACGCAGUCCGUCGAUUGACUGCGGAAGGAAACGAACUAGCUGCGAACCGAAGAUCAUCAAUGCCUGAUUUUAUGAUUGCUCAUCCCAAUGAUUUAGGCGAAGAUAAUGAGCCCGAGCCGGAAAAGGAUGAGCUGAAACCCAUCCAGAGAAAGAUAAUCGUGGACGAGUACGAGCCAGGAAAAGUUGUGCCAAGAUUCUUCCUUGGAGAACCCUUUUAUCAAGACUAUUUAUUAGCAAUUGCCGAGGAAAACGCUGAAAAACUGUUGCAAAGAGGCAUGAACGAAGAGUCCGUGUAUGAAGUGGUGCAGCCAUCGCAAGAAAAGGGCUGCACGCACUGGUUCAGCAACUUCAAAGUGCAAAUAUCAGGCUUGCUAGGCAAGCUGAGCGAUGACGAGCGCGAGUUAGCCGCCAUCCUUUACGAGCUCGUCGCGUCGGAAGCGGCUUAUUUAAAGUCACUUCGCACGCUCGACCUCCACUUUGCGCGCAACACGGAUUUUUACGACGACGACGUUUUGUCACCCGAGGAUCGGCACAUUUUGUUCUCCAGCAUCGAUGCGCACAUUUCAAACAGCCAGCGUCUGUUGUACAUGAUGGAAGGUUGCUGGGAAAAGGACCUGCUUCUUAAUGAGCUGUGCGCCGUCAUACAAAGUAAUGCGAUCAGUGCGUCGGCCAGAGUCGCGUCUGUGGCCUGCUUCAACCAACGCAUCGUGGCUCCAGCCCUGAAAAGGCUCGUGGAGAACAAGGAGUUCGCCGAGAUUCUCUUCAGAAUGGAAAACUCGCAUGUUUGCGGAGGACACUCGCUUCUCUCCUACUUGACUAUGCCAAUUAAACGGUGGGGCCGUGUAAAGCUGCUCUUGGAAAAUGUCAAAGUUACGCUGGAAAAAAUGAGUGAACCGGAAAAGAUGGGCCUGAGGGCUGCUUGCGAGAACGCUCACGCAGCCGUGGAUCGAUUGAUAAGGCGAGCCGAAUCGGGGGCAAAGAAGGCGCUCAGCGAUCAGUCUUUGCAAACACUCGCCUCUCGCCUCUCUUUCAAUCGAAUUCCCAGUCUAGCCCUCAACGCCGAGGGAAGGCUGCUGGUGCACCAUGGCGACUGGCGCAUUCUGGGCAGGAGGGAAAACGGACGCGGACCGUUCAAACCCAAAGUGCCGCAAAAAGAGCUUCUCGCCUUUCUGCUCACUGACAUUCUGCUCCUGGUCGACCCGCUGGCGAGCUCUUCAACAGGUCGGCUAGAGGUGUUUGAAUAUUCAGCCAGGUCGGACGUACAACUACGAACAAUCGGACCUGGAUGCCAGGAGCCGAUGCCAGGCUACCUUGCCAAUGACUCCACGGCCAAAGAUUCUCUUUACUUGAGUUUCAGGGACCAGUCAGGGAAAUUGGUCGAAAUGGUUAUUGGAUGCGAGGGGCCGUCAGAAAGGGCACGAUGGCUGGGGGCCACUUGCGACGAGGCGAAUGCGACGAGGCCCUCGCCGCCGCCGAGAGUGAGGCGGCCUGCCAUCCUCAGAGCCAUCAAAGCGUACUCGCCGUCGAUGCCUGAUGAACUGAUGCUCACCCCGGGAGAUAUUAUCGCACUUUCCAGGAAUCCAGGAAAUGAUUGGGCCCAAGGUCGAAACGUUUUGGACGGUUUCUCUGGCUGGUUCCCGAAGGAGCUGACGGUACAAUUGUGUGCUGGUCGGAAGAGCGUGACGUUUUUGGUGGAUGAAGAUGAAGCAACUCCCUACGCUAGAAUUGCUUUUCCCAGCCGUGCUUCCUCAAUUGCUUGAAAAGAAUUUGUUUGGUUGAAUUAAAGAGCAUAUUAUUUUUUAUCUUUUUAAAUCAGUAUUCUGGUAUUUAUUUCUGUGGACAGAUAACAACACAUCAUUGUAUUUCACAUAGCGACGACAACCGCCUGUCA